Molecule: messenger RNA, 2693 nt
Organism: Helianthus annuus (common sunflower)
Lineage: Eukaryota; Viridiplantae; Streptophyta; Magnoliopsida; Asterales; Asteraceae
Product: two pore calcium channel protein 1A
Exons: 24
Coding region: 238-2436 (732 amino acids)
Biological process (GO): transmembrane transport; calcium ion transport
Cellular component (GO): vacuolar membrane; plant-type vacuole
Molecular function (GO): calcium ion binding; voltage-gated calcium channel activity
Source: RefSeq, a predicted model, not a curated record
AAUACCCAAGGUGAGAAACCUAAAGCAUACCAUAAUCCUCCACCCACGUAUAACCCACGUAUAAAGAAAGAAAGAAAUUGGAAAAAAGACAAGUUUAUAUUAUUAUAAUAAUGGUCCAACUAACUCAUAAUACCUGUCGUUGUCACGUUCUACCUCCUCCUCCACAUGAUAAUAAUAAUAAUGUAUGGUGUUUGACAGACAGAAAGAAAGAAAGAAAGAAGAGGUUAGAGAUCAGUGAUGGCUUCUUCUGCGUUUGAGCCUUUGCUGGGGGGAGAAAGUAGUAGAGCAGGCCGGAAACCUUUUAAUCGCCGCUCCGAUGCCAUCGCUUACGGAUCGCCUUAUCAGAAGGCUGCCGCUCUCGUUGAUCUGGCUGAAGAUGGAAGCGGUCUACCUGAGCAAAUCCUUGAGUUACCAAACAUUGAAACCGCUGCAAAGUUUUACUUCAUAUUCAUUCGUUUUGACAUAAUAUGGACCCUUAAUUAUUUUGCACUCAUAGCUUUGAAUUUCUUUGAGCAACCGCUAUGGUGUAGCUCUGUUUCUCAGGUUUCUUGCAGUAACAGGGACUACUAUUAUCUUGGGGAGCUUCCAUACUUGACUAAUGCAGAAUCUCUUGCUUUUGAGGGUGUAACCCUCAUCAUUCUUGUGGUGCAUACUUUAUUUCCUAUUUUGUAUGAAGGGGGAUAUCUCUACUGGAAAAACCAUGUUAAUAAGCUAAAGGUGAUAGCACUCUUAAUUCUUACUGCUGAUUUAGUAGUAGAUAUUCUCUAUCUGUCUCCAGUGGCCAUCUAUUCUCUUCCACUGAGGAUUGCACCUUAUAUCAGGGUAGUUUUCUUUAUCUUGAAUAUCAGGGACUUACGAGACAGCCUUGUUGUAUUGGGUGGAAUGGUUGGCACAUAUCUGAACGUGUUGGCUUUGUGGCUUCUGUUUCUCCUGUUCUCCAGUUGGUUAGCCUAUGUCAUCUUUGAAGAUACCCAACAGGGAACUACACUCUUUCUUUCUUACCCUGCUACCUUGUACCAGAUGUUUGUUCUUUUUACCACAUCCAACAAUCCAGACGUUUGGAUUCCUGCCUACAAAUCAUCAAGAUGGUCUUCGCUUUUUUUCGUCCUAUAUGUGCUUCUGGGUGUUUACUUUGUCACAAACCUGGUUCUUGCUGUCGUAUAUGAUAGCUUUAAAGCCGAGCUCGUUAAACAAGUUUGUUCAAAGGAUGAAAUGAGGACAAGAAUAUUGAGGAGAGCCUUUGAUCUCAUUGUUAAAAAGGGUACUGACUAUCUUGAUAAGGAGCAAUGUAUCGAAUUGUUUGAAGAAUUAAAUAACUACAGGACACUACCAAAAAUAUCAAAAGAGGAUUUUGAGUUGAUAUUUAGCGCAUUGGAUGACAGUGGUGAUUUUAAGAUUAAUGCAGAAGAAUUUAAUGAUCUUUGCAAUGCAAUUGCCUUAAAAUUUCAAAAGGAGGAUACGGAGCCUUGGCUAAAAAAGUUUGUCUUCUACAAUUCUUCAAUAUCUGAAGCACUGAAAAACUUUGUAAAAAGCACAAAGUUCGGAUAUGUAGUUGCAUUUGUUCUCCUUUUGAAUCUGGCUGCUGUUAUUACUGAAACAACGCUUGAUAUACAAAACAACUCUGGUCAGAAAUUCUGGCAGAAGGUGGAGUUUGUCUUCGGGUGGAUCUAUGUUCUUGAAAUGGCUUUGAAAGUUUAUACAUAUGGAUUUGAAAACUAUUGGGAAGAUAGCCAAAACCAAUUUGAUUUUAUCGUCACAUGGGUCAUAGUUAUUGGAGAAACAGCAACAUUCGUAUCUCCAACGGGGCUAACAUUUAUUUCGAAUGGGGAGUGGAUUCGUUAUCUUCUUAUUGCAAGGAUGUUAAGAUUGAUCAGGCUGUUGAUGCAUGUUCAAAGGUAUCGAGCCUUUGUUGCAACAUUUUUGACUCUAAUACCAAGUUUGAUGCCAUACCUGGGUACCGUCUUUUGUGUCAUGUGCAUUUACUGUACAUUGGGCAUACAGAUCUUUGGUGGGAUAGUCAAUGCUGGAAAUCCAGAUUUACCAGCUACAGAUCUUGCUGAUAGCGAUUACUUGUUAUUUAAUUUCAAUGACUUCCCCAAUGGUAUGGUGACACUUUUCAAUUUGCUUGUGAUGGGAAACUGGCAAAUCUGGAUGCAGGAUUAUGUAGCAUUGACAGGAACGUCUUGGACUUAUGCCUACUUUGUCAGCUUCUAUCUAAUAACAGUUUUGUUCCUCCUCAACUUGAUUGUAGCAUUUGUAUUGGAGGCAUUCUUUGCUGAGUUAGAACUUGAAUGCCCUGAGGAAGAAGAAGGGAAGAAAAUUGGAGUAAGGGGACGGCGUAACAUGGGCACAAAGACGCGCAGUCAGAGAGUUGAUAUGCUACUUCACCACAUGCUGAGCUCAGAGCUGCAUCAUUCCCCACCUUCCUCUCCAUGAAGAUAUAAAUCUCCCAGGUGGAGAUCACAAACAGGUGUAAAUCAAAACAAUGCAGUUAUGAUUCCCUUUUUUCUGUACCUAGACAGAUUUGAUGUUUAUAUAAACAUUCAGUUAGUGAUGCUGUGAAUAGCAGAAGCAGAAGACUCAUUCUGCUGAAAAUAUGUGUGUUUAAAUUCUAGUAAAUUUGUUGAGCAGAACUUAGCAACUUUGCAAACAUUUGCCGAUAUUCUACCUAAUAUAUUUUGUCCUUUUGCUAA